This is a messenger RNA of Pleuronectes platessa (European plaice), 2732 nucleotides long. RefSeq lists its product as uncharacterized. Lineage: Eukaryota; Metazoa; Chordata; Actinopteri; Pleuronectiformes; Pleuronectidae. The transcript is spliced from 4 exons. The record is from RefSeq and is a predicted model, not a curated record. The coding region runs from base 1100 to 1480 and encodes 126 amino acids.
UCUGUCGUCUCAGUGUCCAGUUUCUCUGUCCUCAAUGUGUCCUGCACAGAUCAUGUGGUGGACACAUGUGACGAGGACGUCCAUAAGAUUAGUGCAGGUGGAGAGAAUCAAACACAUUUAUUCAAAAAGACUCGAGAGCAAGUUUCUACAACAGGACUCAAGACUGACUCCAGGUCAGCAGAGGGGACAUGUGACUCAUCUGCAGGAUCUGUUAUUCUUUCUGGAUCCUGGCUGGAUCCUCCAGAGUCUGGAUCCUCUCUGGCUCCGGAUUCUCUCUUGGUCUGGAUUAUCUCUGGCUCUGGAUUCUCUCUGGCUCUGGAUCCUCUCUGGCUCUGGAUCAUCUCUGUCUGGAUCCUCUCUGGCUCUGGAUCCUCUCUCUGGGUCUGAAUUCCCUCUGGCUCUGGAUCCUCUCUGUCUGGAUCCUCUCUGGCUCUGGAUCCUCUCUCUGGGUCUGAAUUCCCUCUGGCUCUGGAUCCUCUCUGGCUCUGGAUCCUCUCUCCGUCUGGAUCCUCUCUGGCUCUGGAUCCUCUCUGGCUCUGGAUCCUCUCUCAGGGUCUGAAUUCCCUCUGGCUCUGGAUCCUCUCUGUCUGGAUCCUCUCUGGCUCUGGAUCCUCUCUCUGGGUCUGAAUUCCCUCUGGCUCUGGAUCCUCUCUGUCUUGAUCUUCUCUGUUUCUGGAUCCUCUCUCAGGGUCUGAAUUCCCUCUGGCUCUGGAUCCUCUCUGGCUCUGGAUCCUCUCUGGCUCUGGAUCCUCUCUCCGACUGGAUCCUCUCUGGCUCUGGAUCCUCUCUGGCUCUGGAUCCUCUCUCCGUCUGGAUCCUCUCUCCGUCUGGAUCCUCUCUGUCUGGAUCCUCUCUGGCUCUAGAUCCUCUCUCCGUCUGGAUCCUCUCUGGCUCUGGAUCCUCUCUGGCUCUGGAUCCUCUCUCCGUCUGGAUCCUCUCUCUGUCUGGAUCCUCUCUGGCUCUGGAUCCUCUCUGGCUCUGGAUCCUCUCUGGCUCUAGAUCCUCUCUCCGUCUGGAUCCUCUCUGGCUCUGGAUCCUCUCUGGCUCUAGAUCCUCUCUGGACCAGGUCUGGUUGUGACUCGGACUGCAGCGGUCAGUGAUGGCAGGAUCUGGAGUCGCUGUGAGGCUGCAUGAGUUCAGAGAGUCUGGAGACGCACACGGAUCAAACCAGUUCAAACCCCAGACAUCGCGUCAGGGCAGAGACGCUCGGGGGUUAUAUCCAGGGCAGCUGGGCCGAGUCCACACCGUCCACGCAAAGGACUGUGGGUAUCGUCUUCACACUGGAAAGUCUCGUGACAAGUCUCCAAACCAUCAGCACCAGCAGAGUUUUGACAUCCAGACCCUCAGACCACUGACUGUCCUCAGUCCAGCUGUCCCCAAACAGCGCCCCCUUCAGACGACCUACCAGGAGGACUUCGGUCCUCAGUCCCUCUCUCUCCUCACUGACGCUCAACACCACUCCCACAAUAGUUUCAGGUGAAGAUGAAGUGCAACAUGGCAUCUGUCUGCUUCUGACCUCCUUCCAGAGGAAGAAUCAUUUUACAUAAACGAAUCACAAGCUCAAGAGACCAGAAGACAUCACCUGUCAGGACUCGAUGGACCCUGUAGAUAACAGCGCCAACUUGGGGCGAAAUGACGCUACUGCAGAACAUGAAUGUCACAAAGACAAGAUGUGGACUGUGGUCUCUUCUUUCACCUCCAUGGAGAAACAUCACGAGGUGAAGGAAAGGAGACUCUGAGAUCCUGUUGGAACAGAAAGACGUCAAUACACAAAUAAAGUUAUUGUUAUUGUUGCUGCUGCAAGGAAUUGUGGGACGAUCUUAUUUCCUUAAACAAAGGAAGGUUCAGAGGAUCCUAAGUUAGAGGAGAUCAGGAGGGAAGCACUGGAAACCUUUUCUUCACCUUCAGAGAAUUUCAUCAGCUUUUUAGUUUCUGGUUUUUGAACAAGUGAACAGGUCGUUCCUGUAACAGCUGCAAAACCUGUUUCCGUGUCACACAUGUGCAUAGCGUGUGGUUAGGAUGGGACUGAAGGGGAAACACACGGGUCCACAGGUCUGAGCUCUGACUGGUUCAUCUCCAGCUGGAAAGACUUUCUGCUGAACAGGCGUCCUGUCCCUCCUCAGGACGUUGUGUUAACGAUUUACUGUCAAAUACAAGUUAUCAUGAAUCCUUCACAUUCAGCUAUUUGACAAGUUAGGAAUUUAAAACAUGAAUAAACACAACUUUAAAAAAGGGAGGAGCUGAUAUACGAUUCUUCAGCAGGUGGAACCAGAGGAACCAGAUUCCUUCUGCUGUUAUCUGUCUCGUGAACGACUUUCACACUUUUACUUUUGUAAAGUUAUUAUAAGUAUAUGAGUGUUGAGUGUGGCGUUAGUGGCUCAGGGGGCAGAACAAGAAUCCUGACACACAAAUUGCUAACGCUUCAGCUUCACCUGCAGCUGGUUGAGACAGUUUGUGACUCUCAGUCAGUUCUUCUCACAGGAGAUGGAAUUGAUUGAUUCAUAUUUCAAUAGUUGGAAUAUCCCUUCCACUGAAGUAUUGCAUGUUACUUACUCUUGCUGCUGUACGACUGUGGGACUAUUAAAGGAUUAUCGUAACUUAUCUUAUCUUCUUAAUGGAUGCAGUGUUUUAAUCAUGGGUUUGCUCAACAGAUUUUGUCGAUGUAUAAACUGUAUAUGUAUCUGUCAUAGGUAGAUAUUAUAUGACAAGUCAUUUUAUUUAUUCCAUUUUAC